UCUAAAAUUAUGUUUAUUAUUAAAGAAAUUAUCAAGCAAUCUCGUAGUUGUCAAAGUUUAAACACUUUACCUACCUCAAUAACCCUUCAAUGGCUCAAUAUUCUCGAAAGCCAAUUAAAUAAUAUAUUAUUUAAUAAAUCUACUUUUGAUUUUCAUAACUAUUUAUUUUGCCGAGUAUAUUCAUAUGUUUCACAACAAUUAAAUUCUUAAAAAUUAUAGUGAUGAAAAUCAAAACUUUUAAUUUGUGUUUCCUUUGUUCAUUGUUUCUUUUAUCUGUUGUGGCAACAAAUACAUUAAAAGAAGGUAAACAAUAUACAAAAGAGUCAAAGAAAAAUGUUUUGGUAGAUAAGCUUGAUGGUCAUAGAUAUAGAAUCUUUUGAUCAAAAUAUGCCCGUUGGUGCGGGAAAUAAAACAAGGGAAGAAAAGAUGAUGGAAAAAGAAGCCAAACCAGAGGAAAGGGAAGCAAAGCGGAAGGAAAAGGAAGCAAAGCAGAAGGAAAAAGCUUUGGUAAAGGAAGCAAAGGAGAAGGAAAAAGCUUUGAAAAUAGAAGCAAAGAAGCGGGAAAAGGAAGCAAAGUAUUAUAGAGAUAGAAGUAGGAGAAUGAGUGUACGAUUGCAAAGGGCAAAAGCUAAACAAAAGAAGGAGCAGAAAAUAUUAGACAGGCUGUUGGAAAAGCUAGCAAAGAAAAAGGCAAAGGAAUCAAGAGACAGGGCAAAUGCUUAUGUAAAGUAUCAGGAAAAGGAAGCAAAGCGGAAGGAAAAGGAAGCAAAGCAGAAGGAAAAGGAAGCAAAGCAGAAGGAAAAGGAAGCAAAGCAGAAGGAAAUAGCUUCGGCAAAGGAAGCAAAGCAGAAGGAAAGGGAAGCAAAGCAGAAGGAAAAGGAAGCAAAGCAGAAGGAAAUAGCUUCGGCAAAGGAAGCAAAGCAGAAGGAAAGGGAAGCAAAGCAGAAGGAAAAGGAAGCAAAGCAGAAGGAA
Messenger RNA from Cicer arietinum (chickpea), 972 nucleotides. RefSeq lists its product as uncharacterized. The record is from RefSeq and is a predicted model, not a curated record. Gene Ontology annotation, biological process: nucleosome assembly. NCBI's taxonomy places the organism in Eukaryota, Viridiplantae, Streptophyta, Magnoliopsida, Fabales, Fabaceae. Gene Ontology annotation, molecular function: structural constituent of chromatin; DNA binding. Gene Ontology annotation, cellular component: nucleosome.